Blastomyces gilchristii SLH14081 is the source of this 4310-nucleotide messenger RNA. RefSeq lists its product as uncharacterized. The record is from RefSeq and is a predicted model, not a curated record. The transcript has 3 exons. Lineage: Eukaryota; Fungi; Ascomycota; Eurotiomycetes; Onygenales; Ajellomycetaceae. Bases 2936 to 3838 code for a protein of 300 amino acids.
CCCAGCUCGUGACGGACAGGUUCGAUGUAGAGCCGGGUCAAUGGGCGCAGCCCCAAAAGUGACGGGAGCCACGGUGGAAGCCGAUGUGAGAGAACCGGGGAACGGGUGGAGGAGUGGCGAUAAUAUGGGAAUGGAAACGAUUAAACCAUAUCUAAUAUAAACGAUGCUGGAGAGAAGAUGGAGUAGUACAUGUAAUUGAGGGUUGAUAACGGGGCAAGAAGAGAGAAAUAUUUUUUUUACUUUUAUGUUUUGUUUUUGCAGAUCUGGCAUCUGGGGGGACGACGAUAAAGGAGUUGGUGGCGGCUGUUAGGCGGGUUUAGGCGGUGUUCGCACGGCUAGGGGGCGAUCUACAGCGUCGUCCGGGGCGGGAACGGGGCCCUGGAACUCUCCAUUAUUGCUACGUAAUAUUUAGUUGCGAAGACUCCCGCCAGGACAGUAUCUUAUAUUCAACUUAAUUUUUUGCGUCGUUCUCUAUUGUGCAUUCCCUAGAUUCUCACGUUUGAAGCAGCCCGAUCUUCAAUGUACUCCGUAGUGAGUUGCAAACAAAAUAAAUAAUAAAUUAUUGCGCCUCUCCUACGUGGUACAACUUAAAAUUACGCUUGUCCAACCUCGCCCGGCUCUUUGAUUGAGCUUGUUUCUUGCUUCUCAAAACGAUACAGGAAGUAAUCAACAGUACUUCAUGCAGCCAGUCACAGAAGACAUUAAAAGGAUAUUUUACGAGUGUAACGUUGUGUCCUAUUGCCUUGCCGGCUUCUGGGAUAACAUGUGCACCGAAAUGCUCCUUUUAGUUUCUAAAUUCCGGAGAAUUGCUUUGCUACGCUGCAAUAAUUCUCCAACUUCUCUUGAUAGCUGCAGAAAUAAUGCAGCAAAGCUUAUCUAUUUGUGAUAAAGAACCGGCAUGAUCGUAUCCCUCAUGGGUCGCCAGGCUAUCAAUCACAAAACAGUGCAGUACCUUGUGCAUGGCUAUAUUUCAUCUAUACGCCGAGUAAGGAUGUAUAUUACAUACCGCCCUGGUACUCUCAGAGCCACAUAGGCCCGUGGAUCAGAUCUGACCGCGUUCGUAGGCUCAAGUCAACAAAGCUGCGCAGAAAGAUGCCAAAUCUGCUCUUAUCCUAAAUGAGAACUCUCGAUGUCCCUCCAGAUAUCAGAAAAAUGCUCAUGAGCGUCAUUUUGACAUCAACUGGCAAAAGGAGUUAUGUGAGUGCUGUUGAAUCUCGCAUAGUCGAGAACAUUGCCAGCUUUGUAUGAGGAGCUGCAGAAUUGCAUCACCGGCUAGAUGGAGGGAACGAGCUAGGUCGGUUUAUAGGAUGUGAACCAUAUUUGAGAUCUCGUAUUUUAAUUCUGUCAUGGAAUGCAUCAGCUUCGAGCUAUCAGUGAAACAGAGAAGGAGAAGAGUGAAAGAAGAGAGCCACCCAUGCACAACGAACGUAUUUGGUUUUGCUUCAACCAUCAGCUUCAUGAUGGUAACCAGUUGACGAGAGAGAAUUAUCACUUCUAAAUCAAUCUAAAUCAACGACGGAAAUACUUAUAAUCGCGGAUUGCUAAAUAAAAAUUUCCCAUCAGGGGGUAAAGGCGCUCAUUCUAGCGCGCAGCGUGAUGGAGUGGAGAGCGUGGUGGGAUCGAGGGAGGGAAAAGAAAAAGAAAAAAGAAAAAAGAAAAAGAAAAAGAGAAUUGUAGGCUAUAGAAGCCGUGAAAUAUAAAAGAACAUCCCCUCUGGUAGUCUUUUAACGGGACUGCACAUCGGAGUGACCACAGUCUAAGCGAAUUGAUCCAUCAUCCACCGCAGAGCAGACCACCCGCCUCGAGAGGACAGCAUGAGGUCGCAACAGUUGGUUGCCUGAGAAGUUCCUGGACAUAUUCAAUGGAAGGAAAAUAUAUUGAUCUCCUAGUUACACAGUUAAGUAUCAGUCAUCCCCAAUUCUGACGAGAGGGUUUUUAUAAAUGGACGUUGACCAAGAGCCGCCCCAAAGCGAACCCGGCAGAGCUCAUGCUACAGUAUCAAAAUAAGCAUGAAAAGAACACAUCCGGUACCUAGAUAUAGCAGUGCAAAAUUGCCCUAAGUAUCCAGCAACGAUGCCUGUAACUGUGUCUGUGCCUGAGCAAAUGCCAGGGUCCUGGACAUGGCAACAUUAUGGAGCUUGUGGAUGGGCGCUCCAUAAGGCUAUGAUGCUUACAGAUAUGAGUUGGAAGAUCCAUGGAUGCUGAUCCUACAAUUCUUUCUGGGAAUUAUCAUGUCCCUCGGGAGCGUUGUAUCCUGUCUUGAGCCUCUUUCCCACUCCGGGAAAACAUUUUUCUUUCGGGAACGAAACGAGCACGCUAAGAAGACGGGAUAUUUAAAUAAGGGUCGAAAGGACGCUAAACCGACUCAACUACGCAGCUAGUUUCUUAAAAAAGGAAAUAUUUGUGGAUGAACUCAAGUAGGCGAUUGGGCUCCAUAUCUCUCAGAGCACAUCAAGCAUCGAAAAUAUUCAAGCGCCGGCCCCCAUGGGCCAUUGUCCAUGGGCCCACAGCAAAAGACAGCGGACAGGCUCUCCUCCUCACUCUUCAAGGGAGGAGGCUCCUAAAUGCCGCCAAACAGGGGCAACCUGAUACGCCCAAUGGCUGGCCGAAGGAUUCCACUGUCACAUUGGUUGGCUUUCCAAAUCCUUCCUUCGUUGGCGCGAUGCGGGCCGAGAACAUGAAGGAUUUCCUUCUGCCUUUUAGUCGUCCCCAGGGUCACCGAACUCGAUGGUGAAUUUUUGGUUCUUUCAGAGCUUCCUCACACGUUGUGUUUCUUCCUUCCUUCAACUCUCGACUCCGUCAUAAAUCGUCAGAGCUUGGGAUUCUGCGGAGAACGACAGCAUUUCUCACAACCGUCGAGAACAGGCGAGGCACAACCGCCAUAUCUUCCUAACGACGAAACCUACGGAAAUAACACCGAACACCAGUGUUAGCUAUGGCGCGGUUCACCGCAACACUCCGCCUUGUCGCGACGUUGUUAUCAUUUUGCGCGAUCGGGGUGCGAUGUCAAGGGAGAAUGUGCUACGCCCUCGACGGCACUGAAUACCCUUUUGAUGUGCCAUGCACAAAUGACGAGGUUACCGUGUGCUGUAAUUCAAAAGACAUCUGCAUGUCAAAUGGACUCUGUUAUCUUCAAGGCUCACACGGUUCCGUGUUGUCAAGAGGAUCUUGCACGGAUAAAAACUGGGGCCCUGGCUGCUUUGCACCUUGUUCCAGUUACCAUCGCCACAUCGGCUUUCCCAUCGUCAAUUUUGGUUUCCAAGGGAAAGAUUCUAAAUACUGUUGCGGCGGCUUCGAAAUUGUCGACGGAAAGGUGGGCUGUCUAAACGGGGACUCAACCUUCUCGCUGCCUCCUGGUCAAGCUAUCGUAGGGGUAGCAGGUCUUGUCAACAACUCUUCCCCAAGCCCCACCCCCACCAGCACUGCCAGCACCACGAGCACUGCCAGCACCACCAGUACGGGCACCAGAACCACCGGCACGGGCACCAGCACCACCGCCACUGGCACCAACACCGACCUCCCGCCUACGCCUACAGAUACCGGCUCACCCGUACACACCACUCCCCCCGUAACAACAUGUCCCUCUCCCCGUGACACAGUCAUCGGAGUUGGUAUCGGAGUCCCUCUCGGAGUCAUCGCUAUUGCCGCUCUUGCAUGGGCCAUCUGGGAGCGGAGUGGUAGACGCCAGGCACUGGCGGCUGCGUCGGCGGGCGGUGCUGUCUACUCCGCGCAAACUGAGUAUGCCCACCCACCCCACUACCAGAAGCCUGUUGCGGAGUUGUCUGAACGAGGUGUUAUUUCGGAAUUGAUGGGGAGCGGACAUCAUAACCUUAAAUAAGGGGGUAAAUGGAAUGAGAUGGGAUAGGGGCGAGUAUGGAGAGCCGGGAAGGGGAGGGGGUUCACGGAGCUAGUUCAUGGUUUGCUUGCUAUGUACGAAUGGUAAUAAAAGUACUUAUCUGGGACUCCUCCGAGCCGAUGUAAAUAUAUUGGAAAUCAAGUGGGGAGAAAGAUACGUUCAGCUUGUGGCCGGCCCCUCGUAUUUUUUACCUUUAUUUUAUUUUACUUUAUAAUUUUUUUUUCUUGUCCUUCUUGUGUGUAUUAUUUGUCUGAUUUUGUGUGUUUUAUCUGUUCAUCUUGAUGGUGUUGACUUUUCCGGCUUAGAUAGUACUUCUCCUUUUUUGCUGUGUAAGGGAGUCAUUGUUUAUUUAAAAUGGCACAUUACAUUGUUUUACUCGUGCUUUCGCUUCCCCCACCACACCUAUGGUUGUUUAAUAUAUGUAAAUUCUUUGAUACUACUAUAUUCUCCGCUC